Molecule: messenger RNA, 495 nt
Organism: Paramecium pentaurelia
Lineage: Eukaryota; Ciliophora; Oligohymenophorea; Peniculida; Parameciidae
Source: the annotation of a GenBank genome assembly
UAAUGAAUUUAAAUAAAUUUCACACAAGACAUCAAUCAUAACCAACUUUAUGGAGUUUGCAUUAACCCCAACAUAAACCUAAUACUAGACCAAAAAUAAAUCAUAAGAGAAUAGUAUUGCCUGUUAUCCCUCAAAAUCCAGCUGUAGGCUAUUAUUCUCCAAAUUUACAAAGCAUAUACUCAAAUCCUAAAAUUGCUAGAAUGCGUAGUGUAACUAAAAUACCAACAACCAAUGACUAUUCUCUAGAAAAAGUAAAACCCUAAUAAAGCAAUAAGAAGUCUUCUUAAAAGUUAACUAUAUUAGAAAUGAUGCUAAAGGAAGUAGAUGAAGAAGUUGAUUAGGAUUUGAGGGAGAAUCCUGUAAUAAUUUAGAUUAUAUAAAAAUUAGAAAUGUGCAAAAACUCCAUUGUAAUUACAACCCUUAAAUGAUAACUUUAUUGAGUAACUCAAAUAUUUGAAGUUGAAUUUACAACGACUUCUAAGAAAGAAAAUAUGA